Paralichthys olivaceus (Japanese flounder) is the source of this 2160-nucleotide messenger RNA. The record is from RefSeq and is a predicted model, not a curated record. Lineage: Eukaryota; Metazoa; Chordata; Actinopteri; Pleuronectiformes; Paralichthyidae.
AUGGGGAAGACUGGGAUCGAUCUGUAUGGCAUGACUCCACUGAUGCAUGCAGCCUAUAAAGGCAAAGCAGAAAUGUGUCGUUUGCUGCUGCAGCAUGGGGCUGAUGUGAACUGCAAUCAACAUGAAUAUGGAUACACUGCUCUCAUGUUUGCUGGCCUGUCAGGGAAGACAGAUAUCACCUCCAUGAUGCUGGAUGCAGGAGCAGAGACAGACCAAGUGAAUUCUGUAGGUCGCACUGCUGCUCAGAUGGCUGCAUUUGUAGGCCAGCAUGACUGUGUGACAGUGAUCAACAACUUCUUCUCUCGGUCACGGCUAGAGUACUACACCAGACCACAGGGGCUGGAAAGGGAGCCCAAAUUGCCCCCAAGGCUGGCAGGGCCCCUGCACAAGAUAAUCAUGACUACCAACCUUAACCCUGUCAAGAUAGUCAUGCUGGUGAAGGAGAACCCUGUGCUGGUGGAUGUGGCAGCUCUAGAGAAGUGUUACCAAGUAAUGGACCUGCUGUGUGAACAGUGUGUGAAGCAGCAAGAUAUAAAUGAGGUCUUGGCCAUGAAGAUGCACUACAUCAGCUGUGUGCUGCAGAAAUGCUUGGCAUUUCUACAGAAACAGGAUGAUAAGCUAGAUGCACUUGUCAAGAGUCUGUUAAAGGGAAGAGACAGUGAUGGCUUUCCACAGUACCAGGAGAAAUUCAUUCGGGACUGCAUCAGGAGGUUUCCGUAUUGUGAGGCCACAAUCCUUCAGCAGCUGGUGAGGAGCAUUACACCAGUAGAGAUUGGCAAUGAACCUACAGCAUUUUCAGUGCUGACUCAGGCCCUGACAGGUCAGAUGGCAUUUGUAGAUGCUGACUAUUGUGCUACAUGUGGGGAAAGGGGAGCAGAUAAGAGGUGUUCCCUUUGUAAAGCAGUGAUGUACUGCAGCUUGACCUGCCAAAAGCUUCACUGGUUCACCCAUAAAAAUAUGUGCAGAUCUCUGCAAGAGCAGAAUGUUGACCUGGAUAAGGAGACUCCAAGGUUGAAAGAACUGAAAGAUGAUGAAAGCGACCUGGUGAUGGAGACCACCAACUUCCUGCAGGAGCUGUGUCUGCGAGCAGAGGAGAAAGUUGCUGCUGCUGGAUGCUGUCCUGCAGAGCUGCUUGCGUGUGCCUCAACCUCUGCUGAUGGGCCAUCCAGCACCCAAGACUGACAACAAAACAUUGAUUCAUAUUUAACUUUUUUAAGUAUUGGGAACCAUGGCUGAACAGAAAUUAUGUCAACAGGGUACAUCCUCUUUGUAUAUUUUUACAUUGUUUUAGAUCAGCCAUGAUACAAACCUGCUCCUAGUAACUUUACACAAUGGCAGCUGCAAAAGGUAGAAUGUUAAGCCUAGUUUAUGCUUCUGCGUCACGUCGAUGGCGUAGGUACGGCAUCGACAUUGAGUAUUCGAAGUUCUGCGUCGAGGGAACGAGUUGCUCCGCAAUUCACCGCAAUGUAGGGGGGUGUGGCUGUGUGUUUGUCUGGUUUCAGCCAAGUCCUUGCUUUUUCUUCCGUAAAGUAAACAACAGUAAACAAUGGCGACCGAGGUGGAGCAGCUGUAUUUGGAGUUGGAGCUCAUCAAUAUUGARGAACAAAUGCUUAUAUUGCAAAUGUUGAAGCGCAGGCGACCAGAAGACGUUUGCGGAGGUGGUCUGUACGACGAGGAAGAAAGACCGGAAAAAGCAACUGCCGGAACUUACGUUCUGAGCAGACCAAUCACAGCACUUGCGGUCCGCGUCAACGCGACGCGUAGUUAGGAUUUUUUGGAGGUGCACGUCAGGCUACGGCGUAGGGGUCCGCGUCGACGGCGUAGGUACGGCGUCGAUGCGCAGGGAAGCAUAAACUAGGCUUUAGUAUUCAUUCGUAUUAGUACUAAAAAUAAGAAAUUCUAUAAAUCGUUGCCAGCAAAUAGCCAGCUUAAUCUGAUAAGGGAAUAAUGGAGGCAUACUAUCUUCUAAUACUAGGGAUAGUUCCAGAAAUGAAUAUUCACUCAUCUCCUCACCACUAUGCUGAUGGGGUGUGUGGGGGGUGUUUGAGUCCACAAAACACUUUUGGAGUUUCAAGUGUAAACAAUGUUGCAGCCAAAUCCAAUCCAAUUGAAGUAAAUGGUUACCGAUUCUUCAAAUGUAAAAAACACCCCAAAAAAAUG